Punica granatum (pomegranate) is the source of this 447-nucleotide messenger RNA. NCBI's taxonomy places the organism in Eukaryota, Viridiplantae, Streptophyta, Magnoliopsida, Myrtales, Lythraceae. The record is from RefSeq and is a predicted model, not a curated record.
AUGGGUUCGUCCCCGAAGCAUCUCAUCGUCCCAAUUGUGGUUGUCCUAUCGGUACUCAUGGAUCAUACAUGCGAGGGACAACAGCAUGAACCACCAUCAAUCUCAGACCCAGGAACCGUCCUUAUCAAAAUCCAGAAUGAUGUUGCCAAUAACUCAGCCACGCUCACGGUCCAUUGCAGAAGAGUUGAUCGUGGCUAUGAGGUGGACCUUGGAGCCCAUGAUGUCGCGCCAUACUCGUAUUACAAGUUUAGUUUCGAGACCAUGAAAAUACCGGUGACAGCGUACAACUGCAGCUUUCAGUGGCCACCAAAAAAUUAUCACGACUUUAAUAUAUUCUUUCAAGCCAGAGACGGGGACGAGGGUGAAAAUAAAUGGGUGGUCCACGACUGGGGACCGUGUCUCCGCAACACCGAAACUGGUAAUGAGGACUGUCGUAAUUGGUCUUAA